CAGAGAGGAAGCUGCUGCUCGGGUCCGAGAGCCACCAGCCUGCGCACGUCUGGGGGCAACACCGGGCGCGAUUCGACGUUGCCGCUGUUGGCUUCCUCUGCCCUCGUUCCUCCCCAGAGAAUCGCCUCGGAUCUCCGCCAUGACAUCCACCUCUUCCAACCUCCAGAAAGCAAUAGAUCUUGCUGGCAAAGCAGCCCAGGAAGACAAAGCUGGGAACUAUGAGGAAGCUCUUCAACUCUACCAACACGCUGUUCAGUAUUUUCUUCAUGUAGUUAAAUAUGAAGCACAGGGUGAUAAAGCCAAGCAAAGUAUCAGGGCAAAGUGUACAGAAUAUCUUGAUAGAGCAGAAAAACUAAAGGAGUACCUGAAAAAAAAAGAGAAAAAUCCACAGAAGCCAGUGAAAGAGGGACAGCCAAGUCCAGCUGACGAGAAGGGGAAUGACAGUGAUGGGGAAGGAGAAUCUGAUGAUCCUGAAAAAAAGAAACUACAGAAUCAACUUCAAGGUGCCAUUGUUAUAGAGCGACCAAAUGUGAAAUGGAGUGAUGUUGCUGGUCUCGAAGGAGCUAAAGAGGCACUUAAAGAGGCUGUGAUAUUGCCUAUUAAAUUCCCUCAUCUUUUUACAGGCAAGAGAACACCUUGGAGGGGAAUUCUGUUAUUUGGGCCGCCUGGAACAGGAAAGUCCUAUUUAGCCAAAGCUGUAGCAACAGAAGCAAACAACUCCACGUUUUUUUCAAUAUCUUCCUCUGACCUUGUCUCAAAGUGGCUAGGUGAAAGUGAAAAGCUAGUUAAGAACUUAUUCCAACUUGCUAGAGAGAAUAAACCUUCCAUUAUCUUCAUUGAUGAAAUUGAUUCUCUGUGCGGCUCAAGGAGUGAAAAUGAAAGCGAGGCUGCCCGUAGAAUUAAGACGGAGUUCCUAGUUCAAAUGCAAGGCGUUGGUAUAGACAAUGAUGGAAUUUUGGUUCUGGGAGCUACAAAUAUACCCUGGGUUCUGGAUUCUGCCAUUAGAAGAAGAUUUGAGAAACGAAUUUAUAUUCCUUUGCCUGAGGCCCAUGCCCGAGCAGCGAUGUUUAAACUGCACUUGGGGACCACUCAGAACAGUCUCACAGAAACAGACUUCCGAGAACUUGGGAAGAAAACAGACGGUUAUUCGGGGGCAGACAUAAGUGUCAUUGUGCGUGAUGCGCUUAUGCAGCCUGUUAGAAAAGUGCAGUCAGCUACUCAUUUUAAAAAGGUGCGAGGACCUUCACGAGAUGAUCCCAACAAAAUAAUAGAUGACCUGCUAACACCCUGUUCUCCCGGUGACCCUGGUGCCAUUGAAAUGACAUGGAUGGAGGUUCCUGGGGAUAAACUUUUGGAGCCAGUUGUUUGCAUGUCGGAUAUGUUACGGUCACUAUCUAACACAAAACCCACAGUCAACGAACAUGACUUGUUGAAAUUAAAGAAGUUUACAGAAGAUUUUGGCCAAGAAGGCUAAACCAAAGACAACGAGGAAGACAUUUACCAUGUGUGUUCUUUAUUUCGUAGGUCCUUUUGCCUUUCUUGGAUGGCAUUCAGAUUAUUUCCAGUAAAACUCUUUUACCACAGGGAAAUACAGAUCUCACUCCAGAGUUCCUUUAAUUUUAUAUGUAUUUUUGUUCCAUUACCAGUUAAAUGCUCCUGUUAACAAAAAUUAUAAAAUAAUGGAUAAUAAGGAAAUGAGUGAUCUAUGAAUGGCAAAAAAUAGGAAUUACCCAGUUAGGAAGAGGAUGAACAUUGAUUGAGAUACCAAUAUUUAGAAUUGGUGGUAUUUGCAAAGAGCAUUUCUUUUUUUCUUUUUCUUUUUUUUUCUUUUUUACCAAAAUGAAAUAGGGCUUAUUUUAUAUUUUGAAAAACAAUUCUUAAGCAUAAUUCUCAUCAAUGUAAAAUUUAUUUACUUUAUUAAAAAAUUUUAAAUAAUAGGAUAUUCUCAGGGAUGGGCAAUAAAACAGCAAAGAGCACUGUGAUUGGGCUUGAAAGAUUCUGAAUUGUGUUCUAGCCAAGUCUCAUUGAUUUUUGAUAGGCUAACAUUUUUCUUUGUGUAGAUUUCAAUAAUUUCUUUAAAAGCAACAAACUUCUAUAUUUAAUUAAAUAAUACCUUUCACUGUGCAGUCUCAAAAGAAAGACUUUCUAAAUUGGUAUUGUCUUCAUCUUGAAGAAGAAAAUUGUCUAUUUCAGUAUCUUUUUGU
Molecule: messenger RNA, 2204 nt
Organism: Odobenus rosmarus divergens (Pacific walrus)
Lineage: Eukaryota; Metazoa; Chordata; Mammalia; Carnivora; Odobenidae
Gene: VPS4B
Product: vacuolar protein sorting 4 homolog B (S. cerevisiae)
Exons: 11
Coding region: 140-1474 (444 amino acids)
Biological process (GO): endosomal transport; vacuole organization
Molecular function (GO): ATP hydrolysis activity; ATP binding
Source: RefSeq, a predicted model, not a curated record